UUUCCCCCCGAUGAUGCAAAGAAACAAACAAAUGGCCCUGACGCGCACAUGGUUGCCGAUGUAGGCAGCAAGGAUGACCAGCCUGCGGCUGUCACCUGCCGGACCCUAACCUCACAAAACAAAGUCGUUUGUUUGGGUGUGUCCAGUGACAAUCCAAUUAAGGGGCCCCAGAGUGAUCGAGAUGGUGCAGCUGCAGGCCUGCUGGGCCCCGUGCCUAUGGACCGACAGCCUGAAAACCGCCUGCAAGGCGAUCAGCUUCUACACGGUGGCCGUUAGUGUGGUGCUGAUGACUUUCACCGUGUUCAACAUGCUGGGGGGCGACUCCACGCAGCUCUACAAUCCGCUGUUCGAGGCCGACGUCCGCUACUCCAUGCAAGUCGUCGGGGGCAUUUUCCUGUUGUACUUCCUGGCGCUGAUCGCGGCCGCCGGAGUGCUGGUUUACGGGCUCCAUGUGAUGGUCAGGGGGCUGAUGCUGCCCUGGAUGGCCCUGUUCGGGCUCGGGAUUCUGUUCCAGCUGGUGUUCGGGCUGUGGCUGCUGGGGGGCUACUACAUCUACAUUGAGUGCGUCCUGUACACGCUGGUGCUGUGGAGCUGGAUGGCGUACAAUGUUUACUGCUGGCUGGUGGUGCGCAGCCAAUACAGCGUGUUCGAGGUGCUGCAGUCGCCCAACAUCGAGCUGCUGUGGCCCUAGCCGGGCCCCCCAGGUUUCCAGGCUGAGUCUGUUUGAUGCCUGUCCCCCCCAUACCCCAGUCCGGCCGUUAAUAAAAGGAAACCUGCACCGCAGACACGUUUU
Dendroctonus ponderosae (mountain pine beetle) is the source of this 793-nucleotide messenger RNA. RefSeq lists its product as uncharacterized. The record is from RefSeq and is a predicted model, not a curated record. Lineage: Eukaryota; Metazoa; Arthropoda; Insecta; Coleoptera; Curculionidae. Bases 182 to 691 code for a protein of 169 amino acids. The transcript is spliced from 5 exons.